AUGGGCAAAAAACCCCACGUGGCUAUCAUUGGAGCCGGAUUUUCCGGACUGAGAUGUGCAGAUAUACUUGCGCAAAAUGGUGCUCAGGUAACCGUCUUCGAGGCAAGAAAUCGAACUGGGGGGAGGGUGCAUCAAAGCAAAAUUGAAGAUCACCUGGUCGAUCUAGGACCAAAUUGGAUCCAUGGCACUGGGAAAAACCCUAUUGUCGGCAUUGCAGCUUUGACAGAAACAACGAUUGAAGACUUUAAUGGCUACCAGAUGCUGUUCGCUCCAGAUAGGAAUCUCCUGGAUAGCGAGUUAGCCAUCAAGCUAUCCGAGGUUCUGUGGAACACGAUCGGCGAGGCCUUUAAGUAUAGCAAUGCUCAUAAAGAUACUAUUCCGCCUGAUCGAAGUCUGCUCGAUUUUUUCCGGGAGCGGAUUGAGAAGACAAGUCUCACGCCACUAGAGAAAGAGCUAUGUAUUGAGUUAAGUAGGUUAUGGGGGGCUUACGUCGGUGAUCCUAUAGAAAGACAGAGCCUGAAGUUUUUCUGUCUUGAGGAGUGCAUUGAUGGGAACAACUACUUCGUAGCAUCGACUUAUAGAGCUAUUCUGGAGCAUGUUUCCAAAGUAGCUAUUGAAAAGACUGAUGUUCGCCUAAAUCAACCCGUUGUCAAAAUUGACUCGAAACUACGUGACGGUUUGCGAACGCCUUGCGAAGUGGCCCUAACAACUGCAACCGGGGAAACUUUUCAAUUCGACGAAGUGGUGGUUACCUGCCCUUUGGGUUGGUUAAAGCGCAAUCAAGCUGCAUUCAAUCCAGAGCUGCCCCCACGGCUCACACAGGCGAUCAACAAUAUUAGCUAUGGUCGACUGGAGAAAGUUUAUGUUACAUUCCCGCAAGCAUUCUGGCAUACAGAACAAGAUUCUAAACCCACCUCGACCGAUGGAACACCGUCGGAAGAUAAUCCCACAUUUAUACAGUUCCUCGACCCAGUAUACACAGAGCACCCCGAAGGCAUCAUAUGGAAUCAAGAAUGUAUUUCGCUAGCAGCCCUGCCCACUCACUGUGCCCAGCCAACCCUGCUCUUCUAUACAUAUGGUCCCUGCGCUACUUACAUCGUGUUAAAAGUGAAGAAUCUUGACUCUUCAUCUGAGGAAUACUACAACUUCCUCGACGCCUUCCUCCAUCCCUUCUACUCCAGUCUCAGCGGGUAUUCGGAGACAUCGAAAGACUGCAAACCACUCGCCUUCCUGGCAACCCAGUGGCAGAAUGACCCGUACGCAGGCCAUGGGUCGUAUUGCAAUUUCCAGGUCGGUCUCGAAAGCGCCGAUCGAGACAUCGAGGUGUUGCGAGCUGGCGUUGGUGUGGACCGAGGAGUCUGGUUUGCGGGGGAGCAUACGGCGCCCUUUGUGGCAUUGGGGACCACGACCGGUGCGUACUGGAGUGGGGAGCGCGCGGCAGCUCAGAUCUGCGAGCUUUAUGGCCUGGGAAGAGACGGGUUAGGGCCCGAGAGGGACGAUUCUUUGCCCUCAGCGUCGGGGAAGAAGUCUGCUGUGUGA
Molecule: messenger RNA, 1539 nt
Organism: Aspergillus tanneri
Lineage: Eukaryota; Fungi; Ascomycota; Eurotiomycetes; Eurotiales; Aspergillaceae
Product: flavin monoamine oxidase family protein
Exons: 4
Coding region: 1-1539 (512 amino acids)
Molecular function (GO): oxidoreductase activity
Source: RefSeq, a predicted model, not a curated record